GCGACUGCGCGGUGCGGUGUCAAAAGUUGGGGGAGAAGCUUCCGUGCUCUGCCUCUCUGUGUGUGCUAUCCGUGUGCCUGAGCCUGACACCAGUGCGGCUGGCGUGUAUAUAUAGAGGGUGCUGGAGUUGGAGACAGGUAUCCAUCAGCAGAUCAGCUGAAUCCGAUCGACAGCACAGCACAGCAGAAGCAACUCGUAGCCAGAGGACAUACCUGAUGGAGAACAACAGGAGCAACCAGCAGGCUCCUCCACCACCGCCAGGGUACCCAACGGCGGCUGCGGAGCAAGGCCAAGCGGGCGGGAAGAAGGGGGGCCGGGCGAGCACCAAAUCCAGGGGCGAGAAGGGCUUCAUCGAGGGGUGCCUGGCGGCGCUGUGCUGCUGCUGGAUCUGCGAGAUGUGCUGCGACUAACCGGCCGGCGACGGCGAGGUUCCUGGCACAAGGCCUCGGUGCUAUCGUACCCACGAGGAGCGUAUGCGUAUACAGAGAGAGAAUUGUUCUUAAUUUCAGUGCCCGUUGUUUUAGGUUCUACAUAUAUACUCCUAAGGUGAUGCACGCAUGAUCAGUACUGUACCUGCCUACCUGUGUGCGUGUGUGAGAUAUUUCAUGUAUCCGUCCGUGUGCAGUGCCAUAUUCAUGCACCGCGUCGUGUGUAAUUAACCGGUGUGUACGAGACCGAUAUACUACUCAGUAAUACUGUGAUUGAGUAUUUGAUUUGA
Triticum aestivum (bread wheat) is the source of this 718-nucleotide messenger RNA. Its product is annotated as cysteine-rich and transmembrane domain-containing protein WIH1. The transcript has 3 exons. The record is from RefSeq and is a predicted model, not a curated record. Lineage: Eukaryota; Viridiplantae; Streptophyta; Magnoliopsida; Poales; Poaceae. Gene Ontology annotation, cellular component: plasma membrane. The coding region runs from base 216 to 410 and encodes 64 amino acids.